UGUGUGUUGUUUGGCCAUUGUUUGUUUGUCAGUCAAUCAAGAGUGCAAAAAUGCUCGGUGUCAUGUCCCGUCUUGCCAGUAAGAGUCCAUGGCAAAACAGUUUCAUGCGGUCGACAGUGCGUCAUUUGUUUUUCCAGUUCGGCGCAUUGUUUCCCUUUCCUUGUUAGUUCACGAGAUCAUUUCAUUUUUCGCCGUGCAGCGUGAUGGCUGUUCCUUCGUUUCAUAGUUGGUAACAGUUUUGUCUUUUGUUACCUGCGUCUAAGUCAGGAUAGAGUCGGGUUCCAUAACAAAGUGGGCUGUUCUUUGAAAAGCCGAGUAACAAUCGACGUUUCAAAGAACACUGCACGAUGGAGUGAGAGAGUGUGGUAACGUUAUUACUCAUUAUAUUUCAAAUUUUACCCAGAUAUUAUUUCGUCAGCGGGAAAAACAUCGUGUUUACCUGUGGUAAGGUAAUUCCACGAACGAGCUAUUAAGUGUGAGUGAGGAGUGGGUGUUUGAGGAAAGGAUAAUUUUUAGUUUUCGUCAGACUGGUUCGUGGAUAGAAGUCAGUAUUGCGUUUCACGAUUUUUGAUAUCACAGGAAGGACAAAGUGUGAUUAUUACGUUGUAAAGUCGUACAUAAUGUGAGCUGUAUCGUCUGUCAGAAAACCUCAAAUUUGGAGUUUGCAUCGUCCAAGAAUCCGUGGUGAGACAAGGUGACGCUCGGGGACUGUCACGAAGGAGAGAGGUCAUUGUCCAGCGAAGAAUUCGAUCAGUGUCUCAGCUGGCUUUUAUAUUUUUCUGCUGUCAAAAUGACGGGCAGGCGCUGUUAAAAUAAUUUGUUUUGUUGUUCGCUGUUUUCAAGCAAAGAAAAAGUUCUGUGACACUACAUAGUUGCAACAGCGACGGUAGCGUAAUGCACGGAUAUCAGGAAUGGGAAAACUGCUUCUUAUAAACUGUUACGAACAUCGAAGUGUCUCUGCAACGAGCUGUGUGAAGAAUCCGCAAGCUUUUCAUCAUGAUUGACCCAUAUUCGACUGACGUCCUGUGGGUUGUCAUCGUCGGUUUCAUAAUAGCCUUCAUAUUGGCAUUUGGCAUUGGAGCUAACAGCGUUCCGAACUCAUUUGCUACUUCGGUCGGAUCAAAAGUGCUCACUCUCAGGCAGGCAUGCUGUUUGGGAACGGUGUGUGAAAUCGCUGGAUCCGUUCUGCUAGGUUACAAAGUGUCGGGAACAGUGCGUAAAGGUGUUUUGCAGUUGACGGUUUACGAAGGUGCUGAGUUGGAGCUUAUGCUCGGAAUGUUCGCAGUCCUGAUUUCCAGCUCUGUGUUGCUGCUCAUUGCAAUAUUCCUGAAGCUUCCUGUAUCAGCCACUCACGGCAUCGUCGGUGCCACUCUUGGUUUCUCUCUGGUUUGCCGCGGGAAUGACGGCAUCAACUGGGGAGUCCUUGGAUUGAUUGUGGGAUCUUGGUUCCUGUCGCCGGUGCUGUCUGGUGUGAUAUCGGUGUCGCUGUUUGCUCUGGUUCGUCACUUCAUCCUCAACGCGCCUAAUCCCAUAGUACGAGGUUUACUGAGUCUGCCCAUCAUCUAUGGUGUGACUGUCUUCAUCAACGUGUUCUCCAUCUUCCUUGACGGUCCGACAUUGCUGUAUUUUGAUCGAAUCCCUUGGUGGGCCACAUUGAUCAUCAGCUUGUGCUGUGGAGCAGUGACUAUGCUGACUGUGCAGCUCGUGCUCGUGCCGUUCAUGAAGCGGAAGCUCGGUGGUCAGUCAGAAACAGGUUCAACGCAAAAGACGAGAGAUGACGAGUACAAAGUCGAUUCGUCCUGCACCGAGGUCAAUGGGACACUGACAGGGAUCAUUGACAAUAUGGUACCACCCGCUGUUAAGAUGGUACCAUUUGCUGUUAACUCUGAGGGCCCACAGACGACAAACAGCAAUGAGGAAACUGAACCUCCCGGGGCUGUGGCAAAACACGGACAGGACAACCUAGCUUUCAGUCUCUCCUCUGAUAAUGGCACAGGACAGCCAACCUCAGAGGAUAAAGCAGCCCCACCUGAACUCUUCUCAUUCCUGCAGAUUCUUGCUGCCACAUUUUCUUCAUUUGCACGUGGUGGAAAUGACGUCAGUAACGCCAUUGGCCCAGUGAUUGCGCUGUGGCUGAUCUACACCGAAGGAUCUGUGCAGCAGAAGGAGGAGACUCCGAUCUACAUUUUAUUUUAUGGAGGUAUUGGCAUGUCUGUUGGUCUGUGGGUGUAUGGUCAGAGAGUGAUGAAGACCAUAGGUGAGGACCUCACGAAGAUCGCGGCUUCCACAGGGUUCACGAUAGAGAUUGGGGCCGCACUUACCGUCUUACUGGCUUCAAAGAUUGGUAUGCCCAUCAGCACCACACACUGCAAGGUCGGAUCCGUCGUGUUCGUUGGCUGGGCCAAUGCCACGAAGGAAGGGGUCGACUGGAAACUAUUCAGGAAUAUUGUUGUUGCGUGGUUGGUAACAGUGCCAGUAUCUGGUUUACUCAGUGCUGCAGUAAUUGCAAUACUAAGAGAGGUGGCACUGUGAAAUGUCAGUGGUCGUGGAGGGAGAUCUCCAUGCAUUCUAAGUGCUGACACAGUUUGCGGGGAAAAUAUGUGCUUCAGUCACUGACGACGGUGCAGCGUUUGAGGAUAUGAUAGACUCCAGUUGUCGUCUUUGUACUGACUCUACUGUUGACGUUAGAUUACGCACGAAAGGUUGUUGGGAAUAACGUCUCGAAAAACGUCCACUUGGAAGACUGAGAAGGAGAUGACGGCGUUGUAUUGCGGCCUAUCUUGCGGAAAUAGGUUGUGAUGAUGGGAAGUGGAUGGAACUGGCUCGGGAUUCCGUGCAGUGGCGGGCCUUGGUAUUAGAAACAUCGAACCGUGUGGUUCUGCCGACUCUGUGUUUGUUAUGAAUGCCAAACAAUUCAAGAAUUUGUUUUAUCUGUAAUUUAUUAUAUAAUUCUUUUAUCAGCUUACAGUUUUAUGAACGACAACUUGAAUAAUGCGGCAUGUAUAGUUCUGACCUCUAAAGUCUGACAAUCAAGGAUUGCUGAGUCUUUUAGAAGUUACAACUUAUGUCCUUUGUGUAUCAUUUUGCUGUACCGUUGAUUACAGCGAACCUUCAAGAUGCCAGACUAGGGCAAGAGGUUCUGAGAACGUACGUUGAGAAUGCUUUUAUAAAAUGUUACAGGAGGUGAUACGUCCUUUUUCCUCUGAAACUAUUCAGUGGAUGCUUUCUUGUUGUGGAAUUAUACUAAAUGUUAACAAUACAAGUAAUACACUUAAUUAUUAUUUUUCUUACACUUCGCUUAAUGUGCGCGUGUUACAAAUUAAAGACGCGUAUUGCACCGUGUACCGUUUCUCUGCAGAAUUAGGAAUUUUGUAGAAUUUUAUUUCAAAUUAAUUUAACAUAACGGUUAACCGCGUAUCAGUGCGGACAAAACUGGAAUUCGCUUGCCAGUUGUGAAUACAAAUCGAAAAUACAGGAUGAGUUCUGGUGACGUGAUACAGAGAAGAUAAAAGCAUGAAGAAUUAAUACCAGAAUUUUUAGGUAACCCUUGCCAUCUGCGCACCAAGUGGUGAAGUUAAGCGCGUGCUUGCUUCAUAAUUUGUACUGGCUCGGGGUCUGCGAAUAAGAACGGUGCGUCACUUCAUGUGAAGGUAGGAGCGUGGUUUCUUUUGAAAUUACUUUAAUUACAGGGAAUUAAUUUGUUUUAAAAUACAGAACUAUGCCAUGGAAAUAAAGUACAUAGUUCGUAACAUGUCUUGACAUUUCUUAAGAUAAUUUUUUCCGUGUAACAUGUGUAAUUACGAAAAUAAAAGAGGUGAUUAACACUUUUUGAGGCAAAACGAAAAGUGUAUAAAC
Molecule: messenger RNA, 3855 nt
Organism: Zootermopsis nevadensis
Lineage: Eukaryota; Metazoa; Arthropoda; Insecta; Blattodea; Termopsidae
Source: RefSeq, a predicted model, not a curated record